CCAGUCUGUUUCGACCACACCACACAUACAGUUCGUUCGCGGAACCCGUUGUCGUCUCUCAACAAUUUUUCAUGGUGCUUUGCUAACAACAAAAUGGUUUACCUUCCCCUAGUAGUUGGCUUUUCGCUGGUUGCUUUUGGAUACUCCCAAGACUUAGAACUUCAGCAGCAUGCAUCUACUGUAAAUUAUGUUUUUAGAGAAACCACAGAAUCUCUGCGUUCGACCACCACAACGUCCGAUCCCCAGGAGAAGGACAAAGGGCUCGAAACGUCUCGAGUCCUGAAGGCGCUGUCGUGGCUGGUAACACAGCGGGAAAGUGACUGGGGAUGGCGAAACGACACCCCCAAAGUAUUGACGGCCCUCCAACUCGCCCCCAGAGAGGAGUCUCCGAGGCAGACCGCCGAUCCUCUGGAGAUGCAAUUGUCCCUCAAGCAGAUGGAGGUGGAGAUUGUCGUGUUGUUGUGGAGACAUCAUGAGGUUCCAAUAACUCCUCCAAAAUUAGCUCAAUACUGCCUAGCUCUAUGUGCAAUGUGCUAUGAUCCCAGGCAAUUCCAUGGCCAUGAUCUUAUUGGCAGCCUCCAGCAUCAUGAGCCUAUCCAUGACAUAGAGUUUGCGUAUGCAACUUUAGCCGCCUGUACAGCUAGAGCUCAUGUUAGGAAGAAGCAGAUUCGGAGAUUAUUGGAUAUAGCGAAUACUGCCAAGGAUCAUAACAUAGAUACAGUCGCAAUGACAAUUUUAGCUUUAAGAUGCAUAGUUAAAGAUCAUAGGCAUAGGAAUUUACAGCAUUCCCUUAGAAGGCCUAGUAUAAGCUUAGCCCGACAGCAGCAGCAAGACGGAGGUUUCGGAAAUUUGUAUAAUACUGCUCUUACCCUCCAAGCUCUACAAGAUAUGAACGAAAUAAACAACCACUGGAACCGUACUGCUGCCAAAACUUACGUAGAAUCUAAACAAGAUCCAGAUGGAGCAUUUACUGAUCCAAACUUAACUGCCGAAGUUGUCUUUGCAUUGUCUGAAAGAGGACUGGGACAUAUCAGAAAUAUAGAUUGUGGAAAGUUUGAUAGCGAUUUUGACAAUCAUGUGGAAAUAGACGGCCUAACCAAAUCGCUUUCCAGCCACGGAAACGAUUCUGAAAUCCGAAAUGUCACCGUCACCUACACACUUUGGGUCGGUUCAAACAUUACAGAAAACGCAACAAUUAGCGUAACUGCGCCUAGAAAUACUUCGUUCUACAAUAUAAUGCAACUUGCCAUGGAGUUGGACCCUCAUUUUGCAUUCGAAGCAUCGGAAUGGCCUAACGGACAUUACGUCCACACUCUUGCCGGUUAUAAAGAAGAGCCCAUGGGCUAUCAUUAUUGGCUGUUAUACAGACUACCAGAGCUUCCUGACCCCUUAACACCCCCAGCUAAUCAACUUGUUGCACCUGUCGGCGUGGACGAUCUCCUGAUCGAAGAAGGUGACCACUAUCUCUUCUGGUACAAGAAACUCUAAAACCACAGUGAAAUUUAUAUUUUUUAGUUUUAUAAACUCUUAAACCUUUCGUUGACUUGUUAAAUGUGUGCCAUGAUCAUAUCCUCCUGAUUUUAUUUCGAUGCUUCGUGAUCGUGCGAUAUGGUCGUAAAAUUUUUGAAAGCUUUCUCGGCUUUUGGCUUGGCGUGAAGAUAAAAAGAGUAUUAACGUUUCUAAACGCAUUAUUUCUUUGUAGAUGUUUAUAUUAAGUCUAUAUCUAAAGAAUCUGUUAAACGUACAUAUAUGAAUUAUCCGGUCUAGAAUUUGAUUUAGAAAAGGUGCAUAGUAAUAAUUGGUGAGAAAUCAUAGCUUUGUCUAACAAAUAUAUUAUUAAAAAUAAGAAAAAUUUAAUUUUAGUUGUGUUUGAUGAUUUAAAAACUUAUACCGUUAAUUAGUUUUUUGCAUGUCAUAUUUAUUGAGUCUUUAAAAUUGUGGGAGCUGAAUCGCUCAAAUUGUGGUUUGUAUGUGUCAAUAAUUUGAGAUAUAACACUUGUUAAAAGUUAAAUAUUUGAGCUUUACGGUUAUAUUUUUGACUUUCAUACAGAUAUAGAAUAAAAUACAUUAAUUAAUCAUAAAAAUCAACGUAUUGGGUGUUUGGUAUACCAAAAAAAAUUGAUUUUUAAACCAAUUAUUCUUAUGCAUUUUGUCUAAAAUAAUAUCAGCUCAAAGCAUGUAAUUUUAUGAUGUACUCUGCAAAUCACAAAAUUUAUGAAAACAUCCCGAAUAAUUAUGUAAAAACGUUCCCAUUAGAUUACUUUUAAAUUAAAAUACUAAAAGCCAAGGGUAAACUAAUGAACUAUAAGUAACAUAGAGUAUAUAUAGAAUGUGAUCUAAUAUUAAAAGAGUUAGAAAUACAAACAAACCUUAGGAAGAUAGCAGUGGAUGACAAGACUAAUGGGAAAAGGACAAAAAUUGGAUAUGGAUGUGGAAGUGAAAUCAAAAAACAAGCCGGAUAGAAAAAGUAACAUACAAUACUGAACCAACUUGUUCAAAAAACUAGCUAAAGAUAACACAAUGACGGACCGGAAAACAAAACAGGCACAGAACAGGGACACGAGCAGACUUAAAGAUAACAACAAAAGGAAAAGAAAAACGAAUUAAAGUACAACUUAGACACAGAAAAGAACAAAACAACUUUAAAAAUGGCAUCAUGGAAUGUAAGAGGUAUAAAUGGGAAGGAAACAGAACUGGGGGAAGAAAUUAGGAAUAAGAAUAUUGAAAUAAUAGCUAUAACCGAGACAAAGAAGAAAGGAAGAAGGAUCAAUAAUAUUAGAAAAUGAAAUGUUACUAAUAUACAGUAAAGUGGAAGAAACCAAGAGAGCUCAGGCAGGAGUAGUGUGCAUGAUAAAGAAGGACAGUAUCAACAAAGUAAAAAAUGGAUAUAGUACAACGAACGUAUACUAAGAGUAGACACUAGAUAUGGAUACAGAGGAAAACCAAUACAAACCUAAUCAUAUGCUAUGGACCCAGAUAAAGACGCAACAAAAAACGAAAAGAAUGAGUUCUGGGACAAAUUACAAGAAGUGAUAAAUGAUUGUACAGAAAAAUUGUGAUUACAGGAGAUAUGAACAGUAGGGGAAAGAAGCAGAAAAAUGGAACAAUGUCAUCGAACCUUAUGAGGAGGCAAAAAUAAACAAAAAUGGAAAAUUACUACUCGAAUUCUGUCUAGACAUAACCUGAUUAUGAACACACACUCCCAACAUAAAAAGAUACACAAGAUCACAAGAGAAGUCAAAUCAAGAGACGAACAAUCAAUUUAUAGACUAUACUAUAGUGCAAAAAAACAGAGAACUGCAUAAGAGACGUAAGGGUAUAAAGGAGUUAUGAAAUUGGUAGUGACCACUAUCUACUAGAAACCACAUUCAAAAGCAAAAGAAAAGAAAUAAAAAGAAAACAUAUGAGCACAUAAACAAAAAACACAAAGAAAUAAUAAAAAUUUAUAAACUAAGGGAAAAAACAACCAAUAUAAGAUACUCAGAAGAGCUAGAGCAAGAGAUGGACAAUGAACAUGAAAUAACAGAAACAAUAGAAAAAGAAUGGGGAAAAUUUAAAAAAUGGGACAAUAAAAACAGCUAAAUCAAUAUGUGGAACUACAAGAAAUAACAACAGAGGGAAACGUACAUGUUGGUGGAACGAUGAAAUGAAAAGAGAAAUAAAAGAAAAGAAGAAAUUGUGGAAAGAAUACAUACAAGACAAAACACAACCAAAAUAUGAAAAUUAUAAAAGACAAAGAACAAAGGUUAAAGAGAUAGUUAAGAAAGAUAAAAAAAAGUUGGGAAAAAUUAGGAGAAAAAAUGGAAGGAACAGCACAGAAAACGUAAAAUUAUCUUAUAGAACACUAAAAACCCUAAAAAGCAACAAACAAACGAAACUAAAACAAAUAUUGAACAAGGAAGGAACAAAAAUAAAUGACGAGAAGACAAUAAUGGAAAGAUGGAGGGAACAUUUCCAGCUGAUACUGAAUGGGAAUCAAGCGAAUACAAUGGAAAAGGAAAGCCACAUCAAGAGAGUAUCCAUGAGAAACACGGAAAAUCCAGAAACUAUAGAAAAAGAAGAACUAGAAGAAGCAAUAACAAAGAUAAAGAUUGGAAAAGCACUAGGAAGCGAUGAAGAAUAGAGAACCAGAUUCAGAACUAGUAGAAACCGAUGAACCUAGAACCUAUUCCUCAUGUACAUGCAUGGUGGAGAUCAUCAAGAACUGGGUAAGAAAUAGAAGAGUAGAAUUGAACGAUCAUAUAAGCCGAAUGACAACAAAUACAGUAGUAAAGACGGACGAAACGGUUCUCCAAUAGGAAGACCACGUCAGUUGGAAGGCCACGAAAAGGAUGGAACGAUAACUGACUGGAGGCACAUUUAAAAACAGACAGAGUCUAAUCUAUGUUAAAAGAAGGAGAAGAAGAGCCAUUACCUUUUAUUUUAUAACACAAGAAAGUUAAUACAGGUUUUUAUAUAAAAAAAUAAACAUUUUGGUUUUAAAGUAAUCUAAAAUGGGAUAGGUUGGUAAAAAUCUAGUAGAUUAAUAAGAUACCCAACAAGUCCAAAUAUACAAGGUAACUAUGUUAUCCUUAGCACUUUUAAAGUAACUAUUUUCAUAGAGAAUUUAAAAUUGAAAUAUAGCACGCUAGAUAUAAAAAUACUAAAGGCUGUUAAAGUGUAUCUUAUUGGUCUAAAUAUUGAAACUUUUUUUGAUACAGCUGUAUUGUUUAUCUAUAUCAUUGGAUGUUGUUGACGUGUUAGUAAAUAUAGUAAAUAUAGCACAUAUUUCUACCUCAAAAAGAUCAUGGCAAUAAACUUUUUAAUAUCAAAAAAAGUUUCAUUCGCUAAAGUGUAAAAUGAGUACAUCUGCGAGAUACAUCUACAGACCUAAAACAAAACUUUUUUAAUUAUUUUGUGAACUUUGACGCACUGGAAAAGAAUACAGGUUGUUCUGAAAUUGUUUUUAGUAUUGUAUUCAAAUGGUACUAGACAAUUUUAAAUUAAAAUUACAAAAUGCCAAUGGGAUUUGUGGUAUCCAAAAUAUGGAAACGAUUUUACGAGUAUCAAAGCCCAAAUGGAAGUAUACUUGAUUUCAACCUCAACAACAUAUCAUUGGAGGAUAGAUAACUCUAAAUAAUAAGGCUCACUUUAUGUGUUAUUUAUAAUACCACAAAGAAUAUGCUGAGUACCUGCUGCAUAUCUUUUCUUAGUAAAUCUGAAACAUGUAUUAUGUACCAUGUGCUUAGUCGCACAUUAGUGGUUCUAUGUACUAGUCAAACCAUUUGUAGAGGUCCAUUGUUGGCUCCUAACAGGAAAUUUUUCAAAACUAUUUUGAGGAGUUUUCGUUAGCAUCCUGCGGUUCAUCUUACCUUAAUAGCAAAUCUGAAAUAUUAUAGCUCCAAAAUACCGCAGGUAUAGCAUGCUAUCAUGAUAUUAUAGGCAUUAUAUCUUACUAUCCAUAAAAAAAAAUUAUGUAUUAAUUAGCUGAACAAAAGGGCACAAAAAUUCCCUUUGAUCACCAGAGCACUGACAUGCGACCUGUUAAGCUGUGUUUACAAACAAAGAUUAUUACGGGAUACCAGAAAAAAUUAAAAGUGCAUACCGUAUAAAAAAAAUUUCACUGCACUGCACUAGACACGUAAGCAAUAAAAGUUAACAUAUCUAUUUCUUCAGUGAACUAAAAAGAAGACAUUUAGCGAUCUUAUCUCCAACUAGACUUCACUAAUUUUCAGCUAAAUUAAAACUUAUUCCUUUAUUUAUUUUAUCUUGGUUUAACUGUUGUACUUUAUUCGUUAUACUGCCCUACAUUAUCGAUUUUUCCAUCUUUCUUACAGGCUUCGUGUCCAAUGUCGAUAAAACUAAAAACAGGCCAAGCCUGAGCGGAAAUCCAUCCUACUAUCAGGGCUGUCAUUAUCCAAGUCCUCUCAUGGCACAAUUCGGACCUCCACAAUGAAAACCACCGUUUCCCAGAGAAGAGAAAUCAUCAAUUAAAAAUUAUUUCCUUGCCAGGAUCGGCAGAAAGAUUGCUAUGUAUUUCCUGCGUAAAUAUCUAGACGGAACUAAAAUCAAAGAAAAGAUAAAUAUGUGAAUUAUACCAACAGACUCCAAAAUGUUUAGAAAAUGCUACAACGAUAAAAAAACAAAAAAAUUCUGCCUAGAACUGUACAAAAAUUUAAAAAUGAUACUUAUGGUAUUAUUAUUGCCAGUACUGUUGGUUUCGUGCUAUUUUAUCAUUUGCUGAACGUAGUUAGCUUCAGAGACUGGUUAGAAUUUAGCUGAUAUAUGGAUGUACGUAAUUUUAUGGACCUAAGGAACGCAUAUAUAAUAUCAAAGUGACAAGGCGACGACAUAGUGGUAGUGAGAAAACGCCUGUUAGUAAGAGCGCCCACCAAACUGGCAUGGCAAGUGGCAAGUAGCAAGUAGCACGCGUCUAGCGUGUUAUUUAAAAUGUAACCAAUGCAAAUGAAUGAC
Diabrotica balteata is the source of this 6453-nucleotide messenger RNA. Lineage: Eukaryota; Metazoa; Arthropoda; Insecta; Coleoptera; Chrysomelidae. The record is from the annotation of a GenBank genome assembly.